AUGCAGCAGCCACCAAUGCAGCAGCCACCAACGCAGCAGCAGCAAAUGCAGCAGCAAGCUAUUGGAAAUGGUCCUUCUUUGGAGGAUUUAAGAGCCACUCAGUCAAAGAAGCAGUCAGCAAAGGCUCAAGAUAAAGAGAUACUUGACACCUUCCGGAAAGUUGAGGUGAACAUCCCUCUGCUGGAUGCAAUACAGCAGAUUCCGAGAUAUGCCAAGUUUCUAAAGGAGCUGUGCACCAACAAGAGGAGACUGAAGGGAGAUGAACAGGUUAACCUGAACUUAGGAGCUUCCAUUAAUGUUAUGCCUGCAUCUGUUUAUAAGUCUCUUGGUCUUGGUCCUUUGCGUGCUACUAGUAUUGUGGUUAUGUUAGCUAAUAGGAGUAGUAUUCACCCAUCUGGUUUGAUUGAGGAUGUAUUGGUCAGGGUUAAUAAUUUGAUUUUUCCUGCUGACUUCUACAUUUUAGAAAUGGAGAAUGAGACUGCUACUAAUAGAUCACCAAUCAUACUUGGUAGGCCUUUCAUGAGAACAACUAGGACCAAGAUAGAUGUUAAUUCUGGCAUAGCUGCCGACUUGUUUUCUGUAGAAUUUUCCCCACCAACUACACCUCUUCCAUCCAUUGAACAGCCUCCGAAAUUGGAGUUGCAGCUACCAGUCAUUGUGGCAAAGAACCUUCUACCUGAGCAGGAGGAUAAACUGUUAACUUUGCUGAAAGCAAAUAAGAGGGCAAUUGGGUGGACAAUGGCUGACAUUAUUGGCAUUAGUCUUCCAUGCAUGCACCAUAUUCUACUUGAAGAAGGAGGUAAACCAGUGAGACAGCCCCAAAGGCGUUUGAACCCACUGAUUCUAGAUGUGGUGAAGAAGGAAGUAACAAAACUCUUGCAAGCUGGAAUGAUUUACCCCAUCUCUGAUAGCCGAUGGGUUAGUCCUGUUCAGGUGGUCCCUAAGAAGUCGGGAGUCACUAUGAUUACCAAUCAGAAUAAUGAGCUGAUUACAACAAGAGCUCAAAACAGUUGGAGAGUAUGCAUAGACUACCGUAGGCUCAACCAGGCAACCCGCAAGGACCACUAUCCUCUUCCAUUCAUUGAUCAGAUGUUGGAGCGGUUGGCUGGUAAAUCCCACUACUGUUUUCUGGAUGGAUACUCAGGCUACUUUCAGAUCCACAUUGCACCUGAGGAUCAGGAGAAGACGACCUUCACAUGCCCCUUUGGCACAUAUGCAUACAGGCGGAUGCCCUUUGGACUUUGCAACGCACCAGGGAUAGUUUUAGGGCAUGUUGUCUCUAAAAAGGGUAUUGAAGUGGAUCCUGCUAAAAUUGAUGUUAUUUCUGCUUUGCCUUACCCCGCUUCUGUGCGGGAAGUUCGUUCAUUUCUUGGCCAUGCAGGUUUUUACAGGCGCUUCAUUCAGGAUUUUAGCAAGAUUGCUCUCCCACUAUCCAACCUCCUCCAGAAAGACAUUGACUUUGAGUUUGGUGAUGCAUGCAAGGCAGCUUUUGAUCAUCUGAAGCGCUGCUUAACCAUAGCUCCUGUGAUCCGUGCACCUGAUUGGUCUCUCCCAUUUGAGUUGAUGUGCGACGCAUCCAAUUAUGCUGUUGGAGCUGUUCUUGCUCAGCGGGUCAACACGGCCCCACAUGUCAUUGCAUAUGCAUCCAGGACAUUGGAUUCUGCCCAAUCCAACUAUACAACCACUGAAAAAGAACUCUUGGCUAUAGUAUUUGCUCUUGAUAAGUUUCGGUCAUAUCUGUUAGAUACCAGGGUUAUUGUUUUCUCUGACCAUGCAGCUUUGAAAUUUCUUUUAAAGAAAGCAGAUGCUAAGCCUAGACUCAUCCAGUGGAUGUUGCUGCUCCAAGAGUUUGAUAUUGAGAUUAAGGAUAGAACUUUUACAGCUGCAAGUGACCAAGUGGUUAGGAGAUGUGUGCCUGACAAUGAGACUCUUUCUGUUUUGAAUUUUUGUCAUGCAUCUGCCUGUGGUGGUCAUUUUGGACCACAAAGAACUGCUAGGAAGGUUCUAGAUUCUGGUUUGUUCUGGCCUUCUUUAUUUCAUGAUGCUUAUGAGUUUUGUAAGUCUUGUACUAAUUGUCAGAGAGCAGCUGUGGAUUAUGUUUCUAAGUGGGUUGAGGCGAAAGCCACCCGAACUGAUGAUUUUGCUGUUGUUGUAGAUUUUAUCCAUUCUUAUAUUUUCUGCAGGUUUGGCAUUCCUCGAGCUAUUAUCAGUGACCAGGUCUCACAUUUUUGCAAUAGGAGCAUGGAUGCCUUACUAAAAAAAUAUGAAGUCCUCCACAAAGUAGCUACAGCAUACCAUCCACAGAUAGAUGGUCAAGCUGAAGUUUCAAACAGAGAGGUUAAACAAAUCCUUCAGAAGACUAUCAAUGCUAAUAGAAAAGAUUGGAGCAAGAGGUUGGAAGGUGCUUUGUGGGCAUACAAGACUGCCUAG
Gastrolobium bilobum is the source of this 2430-nucleotide messenger RNA. RefSeq lists its product as uncharacterized. Gene Ontology annotation, molecular function: nucleic acid binding. Bases 1 to 2430 code for a protein of 809 amino acids. The transcript is spliced from 9 exons. Lineage: Eukaryota; Viridiplantae; Streptophyta; Magnoliopsida; Fabales; Fabaceae. The record is from RefSeq and is a predicted model, not a curated record. Gene Ontology annotation, biological process: DNA integration.